GUUUUGCUUAUGAGAGUUUUAAAAAAUUUCUGUCCAUACCUUACAAAAUUAAUUUCUUUGGAUUUUAUACCUAAUCAUACCAGACUAGAGGAAUGCAAACAUUGGGACUACCCCGAAGAACUGCCUAGCACUAGUGUAAUCAUAGUUUUCCACAAUGAAGGUUUAUCAGUACUGAUGAGAACAGUUCAUUCUGUAAUAAAUCGAUCUCCUCCAAAUGCUUUGAAGGAAAUUUUAUUGGUAGACGACUUUAGUGAUAAAGAAAAUUUGAAAUCAAAACUUGAAAGCAAUAUUAAUGAAUUUAAAGGAAAAAUUAGACUUAUUAGGAAUAGCCAAAGGGAAGGUUUGAUUAGAACCAGGUCUAGAGGAGCACAAGAAGCUAGAGGAGAAGUUAUUGUUUUCCUAGAUGCUCACUGUGAAGUAAACACAAACUGGUUACCCCCACUUCUUGCCCCUAUACUGAGAGACCACAAAACAAUGACAGUUCCCGUUAUAGAUGGCAUCGACCACAAAACCUUUGAAUACCGUCCGGUAUACGGAGAAGAUCGACACUUUAGGGGCAUAUUUGAAUGGGGAAUGUUGUACAAAGAAAACGAAGUGCCUCAUAGGGAAUUGAAGACGAGGAAGCACAAUAGCGAACCGUACAAGAGUCCUACUCAUGCGGGAGGAUUAUUCGCUAUUAACAGAGAGUACUUUUUGGAAUUGGGAGCUUACGAUUCAGGUCUGUUGGUUUGGGGCGGGGAAAACUUUGAGUUAAGUUUUAAGAUUUGGCAGUGUGGUGGUAGCAUAGAAUGGGUUCCAUGUUCCAGAGUAGGUCACGUUUAUCGAAGUUUCAUGCCUUAUAACUUCGGAAAAUUGGCACAGAAAAAGAAGGGACCUCUAAUAACGAUUAAUUACAAGAGAGUGAUAGAGACGUGGUUUGAUUCAGACUAUAAAGAAUAUUUCUAUACAAGAGAGCCAAUGGCAAAAUAUUUGGAUAUGGGAAACAUCGAUGACCAAUUGGCACUAAAAAAUCGUUUGGGUUGCCACAGCUUCCAGUGGUAUAUGGAAAACGUGGCCUAUGAUGUGCUGGAUAAAUAUCCAGUACCACCGCCUAAUGUACACUUUGGAGAGUUAAGAUCUGUCGCAGCUUCAAAAUGUUUAGAUACUUUAGGAAAAGCUCCGCCGUCUUUGAUGGCCGUUCAGCAUUGCCACGGUUACGGUAACAACCAGUUGAUCAGACUGAAUGCCAAAGGUCAACUUGGGGUCGGGGAAAGGUGCGUUGAGGCGGACGGCCAAGGAGUGAAAUUGACAGUUUGUCGACUGGGAACUGUCGACGGGCCGUGGAUAUACGACGAGAAUACUCAUACGAUGUAUCAUAGGGUUCACAAAAAAUGCAUGGCGCUACAUCCGCAAAAUUCCCACCUCAGUCUGAUGCCCUGCGAUAUCAACAACGCUUACCAACAAUGGUUGUUCAAGCAAAUCAAACCCAAAUGGUACGAAUAAACACCUUUAACGAUAACGGAUAUACGUAGGGUUUUUAUAAACUUGACCUAAAACUUUCAUUUUCAAAGUGAAGUGACUGAUUUUUUUAUAAGCAAUAUCUUUACGCUCGAAAAAAAAAUCCUACGUAAUAAAGAUAAAAAUUUUCUAGGUUAUGAAAAAUUUUACAUGAUUGGUUAUGUGAAUUCAUAACUAUUGAUGGCCUUCCACGACAUGUUUGGUACGUGUGUACUAAUUUUCUAAGUUUUUCCAAAAUAUUUUACCAAAAUGCAUAAAAGAAAAUCAAAUAGACUGCUAGUCAAACCAUUAUUUUGUCAUUGUCAUCAGCACGAACCAUUAUCGGAUAUGUAUAUAUUUUAUUUGUGUCGAUAUUGAUACUAAUACGAGGUUGUUUUGGUUGUUCUUGUCUUACCACAUAACAAGAACUGUUGGUGUUAUUUACCUAUUGCGUUGUUCUCUCUAGUUCGCUCUGUAAGUUCAUUAUAUGUCUCUUAAUAAUGCUCAAAUUUUCUUUAGUUAGAGGACCACACUUUUAGUAGUUUUAUUAAAAAGCCUGUAAGUCAUUUAAGACUAGCAUUUUUGGUCAAAUGUUCUUUACUGGUUUGCUUUAUGUAUUCGACCAAAAAGGUCUCAGUAAGAAACUCAGCAAUUGUCAGUCAAACUGGUUUUAAUCCCGGGAUUAAAGUUCGAAUGAAUAUUAUAUUUACAAUAUAUAAAAACCGGUGGUACAGGAUAGGAACGGGAUAACACUCAGCUCAAUCUUCAUGACAAGGAAGAAGCCCAAGUGUUAUAGACAGGAAACAUGAACUCUUUUUACUAUCGACUCAUCCAGCUAUAUGUCCAGCUCAUCACUUGUACCCGCGUCGUUAUUAAUCAAUUGCUGUUGUCUUAUUCAGAUCAGCAUACAGCAGCCUUCGUCUUUCAUUCAUUUGUUUGUCCUUAGCUACCAGGACUAUCAG
Molecule: messenger RNA, 2438 nt
Organism: Diabrotica balteata
Lineage: Eukaryota; Metazoa; Arthropoda; Insecta; Coleoptera; Chrysomelidae
Source: the annotation of a GenBank genome assembly